Mesoplodon densirostris (Blainville's beaked whale) is the source of this 4753-nucleotide messenger RNA. It is a transcript of the gene VPS45, whose product is annotated as vacuolar protein sorting 45 homolog. Bases 714 to 2312 code for a protein of 532 amino acids. NCBI's taxonomy places the organism in Eukaryota, Metazoa, Chordata, Mammalia, Artiodactyla, Ziphiidae. The record is from RefSeq and is a predicted model, not a curated record. Gene Ontology annotation, cellular component: Golgi membrane. Gene Ontology annotation, biological process: intracellular protein transport; vesicle-mediated transport. The transcript has 14 exons.
GCGUUCCCUGUUUAUUCGUUCAGUAAGUAUUUGUUCAAUUUCCGAUGCCCCUCAUUCUUCGGAAAAGCAAUUCGGGCCUCACUUUGCCCGAACUGUGUCCUCGCCUUGUUAAUGACACAAAUAUGCCGGGGAAGACGAAUCUCGGCCACUAUUUAGCAAAUACCGCGUGAGAUUUACCAAAUGCCGUCCCUCCGAGUCCCUAGCAUCUGCCGGGAACACAAGGCCAUCUCCCUUCCCUCCAUCAUUCACUGCCACCCAAGAAAGCGUUAAUGGCAAAUAGCGACCACGGCCAAGCUCUGCUGUUCUUGCCUCCGAGCCAGCAUUAUGCCAAGUUCCUCCACACCGCGAGGCGCCACCCUCUCCCCAAGCCAGCAGGAGGGGCGUCAGGCCGCGGCCCGGACCCCGGGCCAAGGGCCGGGAGAGAUCUGAGCGUCCGGGCCUCAAACACCUCCGGGCUGGAGGUGGAUCGAGAAUCAAGUCCGGGCGUGGCGGCCUAGGGUGUCUCAGCCGAAUUCUUCCAUGCAGCCGGGAGGCUGGGUGUCCGAACCGCGUAGCGGAACUACAACUCCCAGGACCACAGCUGACCGGACUUCCGGAAGCCAAAGCCCGGCGGGGAGGAAGCUGCUGAGAUCCGGACAAGAGGCCGGGGGUUAAUUUAGCAAGAAAAACGGGGGGCGGGAAGAGCUAUAGUGCUAACCUGUCAAUUCGCUACCAUGAACGUGGUUUUUGCUGUGAAGCAGUACAUUUCCAAAAUGAUAGAGGACAGCGGACCGGGCAUGAAAGUACUUCUCAUGGAUAAAGAGACGACCGGCAUAGUGAGUAUGGUAUACACACAAUCGGAAAUUCUCCAGAAGGAAGUGUACCUUUUUGAACGCAUUGAUUCUCAAAAUCGAGAGGUCAUGAAACACCUGAAAGCAAUUUGUUUUCUUCGACCUACAAAGGAGAAUGUGGAUUAUCUGAUUCAGGAGCUCCGAAGGCCCAAAUACAGUAUAUAUUUUAUUUAUUUCAGUAAUGUGAUCAGCAAGAGUGAUGUGAAGUCAUUAGCUGAAGCUGAUGAACAGGAAGUGGUGGCUGAGGUUCAGGAAUUUUAUGGUGAUUACAUUGCUGUGAAUCCACAUUUGUUUUCCCUCAAUAUUCUGGGUUGCUGCCAGGGUCGAAAUUGGGAUCCAGUCCAACUAUCCAGAGCAACUCAAGGACUGACAGCUCUCCUUUUAUCUCUGAAGAAAUGUCCCAUGAUUCGUUACCAGCUUUCAUCAGAGGCAGCAAAGAGACUUGCAGAAUGUGUUAAGCAAGUGAUAACUAAAGAAUAUGAACUGUUUGAAUUCCGGCGAACUGAGGUUCCUCCAUUGCUACUUAUUUUAGAUCGCUGCGAUGAUGCCAUCACACCAUUGCUAAACCAGUGGACAUAUCAGGCCAUGGUCCAUGAACUACUGGGCAUAAACAACAAUCGGAUUGAUCUUUCCAGAGUGCCAGGGAUCAGUAAAGACUUGAGAGAGGUGGUCCUAUCUGCUGAAAAUGAUGAAUUCUACGCUAAUAAUAUGUACCUGAACUUUGCUGAGAUUGGUAGCAACAUAAAGAAUCUCAUGGAAGACUUUCAGAAGAAGAAACCAAAAGAACAGCAAAAACUAGAAUCAAUAGCAGACAUGAAGGCCUUUGUUGAGAAUUACCCACAAUUCAAGAAGAUGUCUGGGACUGUAUCAAAGCAUGUGACAGUGGUUGGAGAGCUGUCUCGGUUGGUCAGUGAGCGGAAUCUGCUGGAGGUUUCGGAGGUUGAGCAAGAACUCGCCUGUCAAAAUGACCAUUCUAGUGCUCUCCAGAAUGUAAAGAGGCUCCUGCAGAACCCCAAAGUGACAGAGUUUGAUGCUGCGCGCCUGGUGAUGCUUUAUGCUCUGCAUUAUGAGCGACACAGCAGCAAUAGCCUACCAGGAUUAAUGAUGGACCUUAGGAAUAAAGGUGUUUCUGAGAAGUAUCGAAAGCUUGUGUCUACAGUUGUUGAAUAUGGUGGUAAACGGAUCAGAGGAAGUGACCUCUUCAGCCCCAAAGAUGCUGUGGCUAUUACCAAACAGUUCCUCAAAGGAUUGAAGGGAGUAGAAAAUGUAUAUACUCAGCAUCAGCCUUUCUUACAUGAGACCCUGGACCAUCUCAUCAAAGGAAAGCUCAAGGAAAACCUGUAUCCUUAUCUAGGCCCCAGCACACUCAGAGACAGGAGGAAAAACAUCACAAACAGAGGGAACACCAGAACAAAGUCCUUGAGGAAAGACAACUUGGCAAGUUCGUGGAACAGAAAGAAGUCCAGUGUGGUUGGAGCAUAACAAGUAAGAAAAUAAGAAGUUGAGAAGAUAAGUAGGGCUGGAUCACAUAGGGUCUUAUAGGUGCUGGUAAAGAGGUUUUUUAAAUGUUUAAAUGUCAUAGGAACCCACCGAAGAGCUUUAAUCAUUCAAGUGACAUAAACUGAAUUAUGUAUUAAGAGAUCACCUUGUGGGGAGAAUGGAUUAUUGAAGACAAAGUUAGAAGCAGAAAGACUACUUAGGAGGUGGCUGCAAUAGUCCAGGUAAGAAAUGAAAGUGCUUUGGAUAAGGAACCUAGGAGAGAAGGUAGAAUCAAUAGACUUAAUGGAGUAGAGUAAUGGGACAAGGGUAAGGGAGACACCAAGAAUAACUCUCAGGUUUUGGGGGGAAAUCAAGAGUUUUAUUGUUAAAUUGCAGAUGCCUGGUAGAUAAUCAAAUGGAAAUGUUCGAUGCUAAAUUGGGAGUCAACAAGAUUUUGGUGAUUUAAAGCCGUGGGACUAGACUAGAUCACUUAGGGGAAAAGAAGAGGAUGCAGGACUAAGCACUGAAUAGAGGAUUGGAGUCAGCAAGGGAGACUGAAGAAGAGACAGAAAGAUAGGAGGAAAACCAGAAAAACUUGGUGUCAUAAAUGUCAAGGAGUGAGUGGUUACCUGAGACCAGUCUUCUGAGACAUAAAAAAGGUGAGGACAGUGAAAAAUCCAUCAGACUAUUCCCCAGGUUCAAUGAGUUUGGAAGCCAAAUUAGAGAGGGUUACAAGAGAUAAGACAAAAUGGAGAUAACAAACAGUAUGUAACAUUUUUUAAGAAGUUUUGCUUGAAAUGGUCAGAGAAUGGGAUUGUAGCUAGAAGAGAUUGUAAGCUCGGGGGAAUGAGAGAUUCUAGAGCAUACUUAUAACCUGAUGAGAAUUAUCCUAAAGAAGGAGAAAUAGGUAAUGCAGAAGAGAAAGGGCAAGAGUUGCAGAAGUGAAGUCUUUAGGAGAUCUAGAACACAAGCAGAGAAGAUUUUGAUAGGAGCAGAGGUACUUCUUUCACUGUAACAGCUUUUUUUGUUGUUAAUUUAUUUAUUUUUGGCUGCAUUGGGUCUUCACUACUGCACGUGGGCUUUCUCUAGUUGCGGUGAGCAGGGGCUACUCUUUGUUGCAGUGCACGGGCUUCUCAAUUGCGGUGGCUUCUCUUGUUGCUGAGCACAGGCUCUAGGCGCACGGGCUUCAGUAGUUGUGGCAUAUGGGCUCAGUAGUUGUAGCUGAGGGGCUCUAGAGCAUAGGCUCGGUAGUUGUGGCGCACAGGCUUAGUUGUUCCGCAGCAUGUGGGAUCUUCCUGGACCAGGGUUCGAACCCACGUCCCCUGCAUUGGCAGGCGGAUGCUUAACCACUGGGCCACCAGGGAAGCCCCACUGUAACAGCUUUGAUGUUGAGAACAUGGGAGCCAUCUUGUUUGAUUACUUCUGUUUUCUCAGUAAAAUAUAAUGUCAAGUUAUCAGGUAAAGUACAGGAUAAAAAGAGAAAACAUUGUGAAAUUGUUAUCUUGUAGGCUUGUAAUCAGAUUUACUAGGGAAAUGUAGUAGGACUUCUAGGCAUGACUGAGUGCCCACUGGAGUUCUGUGGUCAUUAAUUUAAAAUACAGCCCAUGAACCUAGUUGUGUGGUUUUCUCUAGCAACUUUUAGCUGCACUAGAUUAAAUGAGGAGAAGGCUGAUAGCUGGGUCCAACCAGGAUUUUAGGAAACAAAAAAAGAAGGAGGGUAUUGGAUAGUGAAAAAAAUAUUGUUGAAUGAAUUGGAGGUAUUGAUGAGGUCAAAGAAAUAUUACAGUAGGGGCAUUAGCAUAAGUGAAUUAAAAGUUGAGGGGGUGGUUAUUAGAGAAAGAGGUCUUCAAGAUUUCAUAUUGUGGAUACUUGUAAUGCAGAAGUUUAUGUUAUAAUCAUGGAUGUUGGUGGCUGUGAGGGAUGAAAGAACGAAUCAGUGUGGGUGAGGAGACCAGGAUGUGAGAUGAAUAAUCCACAUUGGUGUUAAAGUCACUGAAAAUCUUGAAAGGAGCAGGAAUGAAAAGGAGGACAGUAAACCAGAGCUGAAGUCUUCAGGGAAUAAGAAAGUGACCAGGAAAGGAGGUCAGGAGAAAACAGUACAACUAUAUCAUAAGCUUCUAAGAUAGUGGAAAUUUUGAAGAAGGCAGAGAAAUGGUUAUGAAACCAUAGUAGGGGGCACAGAGGAUACCUAUGCCACUUCCUGGCCCUGUUUAACAGAAAGAAGACCACAGAGGACUUGAAAAGACCUACUAAACAAUUCACUUCUUAGUUUGCCAUGUAGAUAUACGGGCACAAGUACACAAAGACAUGUACACAAGGAUAUUUACCAAAACAUUAUUUGUAAUGGUAAAAAAACAAAAAAGCUAAAUAUUUGUCAAUAGAGAACUGGUUACCUAGAUUACAAUACAUUACUGUGCAUUCUUCUUUAGAAAUGGCAUAACUCU